Thrips palmi is the source of this 2218-nucleotide messenger RNA. Its product is annotated as neurogenic differentiation factor 4-like. Gene Ontology annotation, molecular function: protein dimerization activity. The transcript has 2 exons. The record is from RefSeq and is a predicted model, not a curated record. The coding region runs from base 120 to 1487 and encodes 455 amino acids. NCBI's taxonomy places the organism in Eukaryota, Metazoa, Arthropoda, Insecta, Thysanoptera, Thripidae.
GGCAGGGGUGGUUUUUCCCGCCUAGGAAACCGAACAAAACUUGCUGGGGGUGAUUUUUUUCCGCCGGGGAAACCGAGGAAAACUUGCUUUACUAACGGUUUGUCCUCUUCUCCCCCAGCAUGCUCCGCUUCGGCCUGUCCGAGAUCCCCGUCAAGAUGGAGUCCCUGGACUCCGACCACGACCAGUCCGACAUGGAGGAGAGCUUCCUGGACAUGGACGAGCUGGCCCUGGAGGAGCUCCGCGGCGCGCUGGACAGCAGCCACAGCAGCCACGAGAGCUGCAUGAGCGGCGCGAGCUCGGAGGGGCAGGACAUGGCGUCCUUCGGGGACGCCAAGCCCGCCAAGGCGCGCCGGGCCGGCACGCGCACCAGAAGGACCAGGCCCAAGAGCCCCACGCAGGUCCUCCGGCUGAAGCGGUGCCGCCGGAUGAAGGCCAACGACCGCGAGCGCAACCGCAUGCACCUCCUGAACGAGGCGCUGGACCGCCUGCGCUGCGUGCUGCCCACCUUCCCGGAGGACACCAAGCUCACCAAGAUCGAGACGCUGCGCUUCGCGCACAACUACAUCUGGGCCAUGUCGCAGACGGUGCAGUCCAUGCGCGAGGGCCGCACCGCCACGCCCGUCACCCUGAGCGUGGGCAACGUGACGGUGACGGUGGGCGGCGACGCGGGCAACAUGAUCACCUCGACGAGCGGCAGCUGCGCCAUCGCGCAGCAGCGCCGCGCCGGCCCGCACCAGUUCAUGCCGUACAGCCCGAUGGGGGACAUGGCCGGCCUGGGCUACCUCCCCGACAACCAGGACCACCUACAGCAGAUGUCUCCCGCGCGGAGCCCCUACACGCUGGACGAGGGCUCCAACCACUUCGGCAGCCCCUGCAAGCCGGACAGGGUUUCGACGCCUCAGUACGGCAGUCCCUGCAAGGUGGACCAGGUGCCAACCCCCCAUUUCGGCAGCCCCUGCAAGACGGAUGCCGUUUCGAUUUCGACCCCGCACUUUGGCAGUCCCGUCAAGUCUGACGGCGUUUCAACCCCCCACUUCGGCAGCCCCGUCAAGUCCGACGGAGUCCCGAGCCCCCACUUCGGCAGCCCCGUCAAGUCCGACGGAGUCCCCAGCCCUCACUUCGGCAGCCCCGUCAAGUCCAACGGAGUCCCCAGCCCCCACUUCGGCAGCCCCGUCAAGUCCGACGGAGUCCCCAGCCCUCACUUCGGCAGCCCCGUCAAGUCCGACGGAAGUUCCACUCCACUGUACGGCAGCCCCUGCAGACUGGCCGGCUCCCCGACGGAGCCGUCGCCGCACCAGGUCCACGCCGGCCUCGGCCUCGGCGAGUCCUUCGGCGCGUUCGGCGACGUGGACGAGUCCCUGAUGCACUACGGCUCGUACUACCCGCAGCACCACGGCCUGCACGACCUGCAGCACGCAGGCAGGUUCAGCAGCCACCCAGCCAUGCUGUUCAGGGCCAGCAUGCAGCGGACGGCGGCGCUGCGGUGAUGCUCUCGCCGCGGGUUGCCAACAAUUCAUAGUCCCCAGUUAGAGACUGUCCCGUCGAUGCCUGUCAAACCCACGUCAAUUUAAGUCUAAUUUUGAUCACAAACUAGAGGGAAAAUCGAAGUUUGUCCGUCGGUUUGACAAAAGGGGUUGUAUCGCGUUGUUGGUUCAAUGUGAGCUCCGCUAGCGCUGCUAGUACGGAUGCAUUUCUGCCAUUCAGCAUCAUUAGGAGUCCGUCAUGGGAAGAAAGGUUGUUGCAUCGGACAAGACGCUGCAAAAUGUAUGGAAUUAAGCAUAAUCUAUAGUGCUUGUUUAAUUGUGAUAUACGUGUACCAAAGCAUAGACGUUUAUUGGCUUGGUUACUUUUACAGGAAGUAGCGUGCCCUAAGUUUAGUUAUUUCUGGGUAUAUUUAAUAAUAAAAUGUACAGAAAGAGUGCAGUAUUUUGAAGCCGUAAGUCGUUACUUCAGGAAAAACCUACAUUAAGAAAAUUGUAAAUGAAUUUUUUUUAAAAGCAUUUACUUUCCAAGGCGUGUGAGAACUUCUUCUAUAUUUUUCUUGUUUUAUGAAUGUUUCUCCAUUCGAACAGCUGUAAUUUCAAAUCUCCAGCGGCUAAGAUACUUAAUGUUUGUAAAAGAUGUCAUUGACGGCGUAACUAUUUCAUUUAUUUUGUCUAGUCAUAUUGUAUAAGUGCGAAAUCAAAUAAGUGCAUAGAGUGAAUAUUUUUUGAAUAUG